UUGCUUUCCGGAAUCAAUAGUUUGUUGCACUUUUGUCCGGAGAUCCGUCCCUUGUGCCAACAGCCGCUGCUCGCAGUCGCCGGCCGGGAUGUUGCGCUCACUGAUGCGGGGCCGGGCCUUGCUACAGCAUUCCAGAAGAGGAAUACCUCAGGUGUGGAUUGUAGCAGCACAGCACCGAUGGGCUUCAAGCCUACCCAUGAACACAGUUGUUCUCUUUGUUCCACAGCAAGAAGCUUGGGUAGUAGAACGAAUGGGUCGUUUUCACAAAAUACUUGAGCCAGGUUUGAAUUUCUUGAUUCCAAUCGUAGAUCGGAUAAAAUAUGUACAGAGCUUAAAAGAGAUCGUUAUUGAUAUUCCAGAACAAUCUGCUGUCUCAUUAGAUAAUGUGACUUUAAAUAUAGAUGGUGUACUAUAUUUAAGAAUAAUGGAUCCAUACAAGUCAAGUUAUGGAGUUGAAGAUCCCGAGUAUGCUGUUACACAGUUGGCCCAAACGACCAUGAGAUCAGAACUUGGGAAGCUCUCGUUGGACAGUGUUUUUAGGGAAAGGGAGGUAUUGAAUAUGAAUAUGGUUACUCAAAUAAAUCAAGCUGCAGAUACCUGGGGAAUCCGCUGCUUGAGAUACGAGAUCAAGGAUAUCCAUGUUCCACCUAAAGUGAAGGAAGCCAUGCAGAUGCAAGUUGAAGCUGAAAGGAAAAAACGUGCCACGGUGCUGGAAUCUGAAGGGGCCAGAGAAGCUGAAAUCAAUAUUGCUGAAGGGAAAAAACAGUCUCGAAUCCUGGCUUCUGAGGCAACAAAAGCAGAAACGAUCAACCAAGCAGCAGGCGAAGCCAAUGCAGUCAUCGUUCAAGCAAAAGCAAAAGCACAAUCUAUUAAUAUGCUCUCUGAAGUCCUUAGUCAACAAUGCGGAAGUCAAGCAGCAUCAUUGAGUGUGGCAGAGCAGUAUGUAUCUGCCUUUAACAACCUGGCCAAGCAGAGCAAUACAAUUCUACUUCCGGCAAACACAGGUGAUGUCACCAGCAUGGUGUCACAGGCCAUGGGAAUUUACAGUGCUCUCACUAAACCGGAAGCAAUGAAGGAGAAGCUGACAAUGGAUGCUGCUUAUCCCAACAAAUCACAACUGGUCAGUGGAAAUCAGAUAUUCCAUUCAGAGACAUAACAAACUGAAAUGUCUACUGAAUGACAACAGAAAUGGAAAUUUCUAGUGAAUGACAACAGAAAUUGAAAUUUCAGAAUUUCACAGAUUCUGACCUGAGAUGAAUAUUUUAACAACAAUUGUCACAACAAUUUUAUACUCAUAGAAGAAUUGAUAUUGUUUUCUGCCUGUAUACUUAUUCCUCCUGUUGAACUUCAUCAUGGAUAUAAGAAAAAAAAUGGAUGAAUUGAUUGCGAUCAGUUUGUAAAAUUUCCUGAGAAAGAAAUUAAAUGUUUAAUUAUUUCUUCUCC
Messenger RNA from Amblyraja radiata (thorny skate), 1443 nucleotides. RefSeq names its product stomatin (EPB72)-like 2 (gene stoml2). Lineage: Eukaryota; Metazoa; Chordata; Chondrichthyes; Rajiformes; Rajidae. The transcript is spliced from 10 exons. The record is from RefSeq and is a predicted model, not a curated record. Gene Ontology annotation, biological process: mitochondrion organization. Gene Ontology annotation, cellular component: mitochondrion; membrane. Bases 89 to 1156 code for a protein of 355 amino acids.